AUGGAUAGAGGUGGGGGUAAAUUCGAUAGACUCCCUAGAGUGGAAGACGUGUGGACUCUGAUGAGCAUGAUGCACGCUAUGAUCGUGGUUACCAUGGUGUUCGUCCUUGACACAGCUCAAGUCUUCCUUCGGGACUCAACAGAAGCUAGACCAGUCUUACUCAGGCACGUCGAAGGCUUCUUUAUAUUCCUUUACCUUGUCUCCAUAGCGUGGAUGAUCGUCGUCAUAGUACUAAAGAGACCGCUGCCCUCAAGCGACGACGAAGAGAGGCUCGAUACCCAGGCGGGAAGUCGAUAUUUAAAUGUCGGAUUGCUGUUUUUCGGUACAGGCAGUUGUCUGUGGGCCAUUAUGCGAACAGCAUCACAUAUCGAGAAGAAUGGUGGGCCAUGUGGCCCCCGAGGCAUCUUUGCCUUCGGAUCUAUUCUCAGUGUUGCCUUCACUAUGUUGCAGAUCUACUAUUUCUGGCGGUUCUCCCGUUACUGUAUAGUCAGGUGGCAGCCUUUGGCAAAAAUGGCCCUCAUGCACCUGUGCGCCAACAACGUGGCAGUAUGGGCACGAACAAUGAUAGAAGAGACCUGGGAGGACUUCUUGCUCAAGUACAUGAAAGGAUCGGCCUACGGUGGCAAGGGCGGGAAAGGGUACGACAAGGGAUCUUCGGGAAAGGGCUACGACACGGGUGGGACCGGCUACGACCCAACGGGAACCGGUGCGGCGUAUGAUGCUGGCACGGGUUACGGCCCAAGUGGUGGACCAAGCUACGGUGGAGGCGGCACGACGGGGUACAGUACUGGGGCACGGUUGCUGCAGGAACUGGUAGGGAACUACGCGGCUCAAGAUCCCGUGCCGGUGUUUGGAGCGUAUGCGGAUCCUGUGUAUGGCUACGGUUAUGGAGGUGCAGAGAAUACCUACGUGAACCCGCAUGGCGUCAUCUAUAACGGAUCAACCUUCGGAGGUGGAAAUGACACGAUCCCAGCAAUCGAAGAAUGUCUGGACGGCAAGUACGACACGGGUCUUGGCCUGGCUACCUACAAAGCUUCUGUGUUCUUGUAUUCCUUCACCGUCGAGUACAGUAUCAUCGGAGGUGCAAUGGCGUACGUCAUGUGGAGGAAUAUCGGCAGGAAAGUCCACACCAGCCACAAACCCACCAACAACACAGAAAUGAGUUUUAGCUUUGAAUGUGGUCUGUUGCUUGGAGUUCUGUGUACGAUGUGUGGUGUUAUCAUUCUCAUCCUUAACAUCAUUUACCUCGGUGACCCUGAGAAAUCGGAAGAGAGCUUCGUCAGUAUCCAUGGUUACCGAAUUUUCCUCAAUUUCGUCUCGAUACUUGGAUGUGUACUUGCUUUUAUCGGAAUACACAAAGGCGGCUGGCAGACGGAUCAUAGUGCUGGCCCUGCCCAUCGUGUGGAUGCCGCCCUUCUAUGGAUAUGUGUAACCGGUGUGUUUCUUCAAGGUAUCUAUACGUUUGUAGCUUCUGCGGCUUCUAUGGGUGUAUCCAAACAUGCAGGACUCAUCUGGGUGGAUGAAACAACUCAUUUGAUACAGACCGUCAUGCAGGUGAUUCUCAUUCUGGACGCAAUGCACCGCAAGCCGCCCGAAGACUUCAAGCAGACCCGAACCAAGCAGAUUAUCAUGUUCCUCUUGGUAUGCAACAUCACCUGGUGGCUGGUCAACACGUACGAGCUCAAAGGCGGCUACGACCUCUUCGCCCUCGAGAACAACUACUACGGCGCCACGGCCUGGUACGUCAUCGUCCACAUCGCCGCCCCUCUUAAGAUCCUCUUCCGGUUUCACUCUACCGCCUGCUUCUUCGAGAUCUGGAGCACCAAGGGAGUAGACCCGAGUGCUGGACAUUAGACCUGGAAUAACGGAUCGGUCAAUCAGCCACCAAUGGAUCCCGUGAGUUUAGUCACCCACCUCGGUCGGAGGUGGUGACAAUAUUUGAAAUACUGCAAUGUGGUGGAGGCACAAAAAUGAGCCAUAACAUUGGCAAAAUAGAGCCAAGUUGGCUAGACUCUGAGCAGAGAAUGCUUUGGCUGCUGGUCUUCCAUCGAGAGAAAAACCAUCCACAAAUGAUGGCGAACAAAGGGAUGCAUUUGUGAAUUUAACAAUAAGGCCUCUCGCUUGACUGCUACUUUAAGUUUGUGAAACCCGAUUCACGUACUGGUGUAUAUUUC
This is a messenger RNA of Lytechinus variegatus (green sea urchin), 2174 nucleotides long. RefSeq names its product proton channel OTOP2-like. The coding region runs from base 1 to 1854 and encodes 617 amino acids. Gene Ontology annotation, cellular component: membrane. The record is from RefSeq and is a predicted model, not a curated record. The transcript is spliced from 8 exons. Gene Ontology annotation, molecular function: proton channel activity. Lineage: Eukaryota; Metazoa; Echinodermata; Echinoidea; Temnopleuroida; Toxopneustidae. Gene Ontology annotation, biological process: proton transmembrane transport.